AUGGAACUGCGGCACCGGGCAAAAGACGCCACGAAAAAGAGCGCACGCGGCCUCGACGUGACGCUCGGUCCCACUAUCUACAGCGGCGAGCGCUACUCCAAGAUGAGCGAGAGGCUUAGACGACAGCAGAAGAACCCGUCCGACGUCGCUGACGCGAGUGCGCAGCGGAUACUACGCUCACAAGUGAUUAUGUUCGUGGUAGCGCUCGUUUUCGUCUUGUCGUUGGUGUUUUCGAUGAUGUACCGAGCGCACGUCCGUCGGUCCAACCGCGAGCCUUUCGACGUGUAA
Molecule: messenger RNA, 288 nt
Organism: Peronospora matthiolae
Lineage: Eukaryota; Oomycota; Peronosporomycetes; Peronosporales; Peronosporaceae
Source: the annotation of a GenBank genome assembly